Cygnus atratus (black swan) is the source of this 6064-nucleotide messenger RNA. RefSeq names its product dual specificity phosphatase 16 (gene DUSP16). Gene Ontology annotation, molecular function: protein tyrosine/threonine phosphatase activity; MAP kinase tyrosine/serine/threonine phosphatase activity. The transcript is spliced from 8 exons. Gene Ontology annotation, biological process: protein dephosphorylation; negative regulation of MAPK cascade. The record is from RefSeq and is a predicted model, not a curated record. Lineage: Eukaryota; Metazoa; Chordata; Aves; Anseriformes; Anatidae. Gene Ontology annotation, cellular component: nucleus; cytoplasm. Bases 1017 to 3011 code for a protein of 664 amino acids.
GACCUCAUCCCAGCAGCUUGAAGUUUACUGACCAGCAAAACUCUUUUCUCUCUCCUUCCUCCUCCUCGGGUCUGUUUGCUCUACCCAUUUAUUAGGAAUUGUUUGGUUCCUUUCAGGAACGGGAGGCUUAAAAAAAAUUAAAAAACAAAACCAAACCAAACCUCACCACCAACCCCAAACUUUCUUCCCCUCCCGACCUCCAACCCCCCCCCCCCCUCCCCGCUGUCCCUUUUUAAUUCUCUCAAGCCAUCUUGGGGGGGGGGGGAGGGGGGGGAGAAGACGAGAAAAAAAAGCUCCGAAUGUUUCCUUUUUCUUCUCCUCUUCCCUCAGCCUUCAUGCUUCCCCCUCCUAAAAAGACCAGAAUAGCGUUUUUUUUUUUUUUCCUUUUAAAUUGCUGUUAUUUUUGACUCGAAGAAGAAGGCGAAAGAGGCGCUUUCCUAGCGGCUGGAAGGAGACAAAAAGUUGCUUUCUGGCGGCAGCGGAGAGAGAGAGGCUGGUGGCAACUUUUAUCCCCGCCGCGGGGACAGACCCGAGGCAGACAGACAGACACAGACGGGGGGUGCGACAGUGUUUCCCUCUUCUGGCCUUUGUAUGUGGACCACCACACUCUGUCCUGUUCAGCCCAUUUAGAAUUUGACUCAAGUGUAGGCUCUUAGUCCGGUGUGAAGCUGAUGGGUGGGAGCAAAGGUAAAGAAUGAUGUAAUGCAGUGGCAGCCAGAAAGCAUCUUUUGUUUGAAUUGUGAAAUGGCUACUCCAGUCAUCUCCUGAUGAAUCAGAUGUGAGGGGCUGCUUUGUGGAAGGAACCCUUUGUAAUGGCACAUCAGCUGGAAGCAGGAGGAGAUGUUCAGUUGAAGAGCUCUUUCUGAAAAUGGGUUUAACUUUUCUUUUGCCAGUCACUGCCAGCAUGACCUCAUACACUUCUAGUACAAUGGUGUGGCUAAGCCUUUGAGUACACAGCCAUUACAUCAUCGCAGCAAAUUGGAGAGGGAGGUGGUGAAAGACGCCUUAUUGUUGUCAUGGCCGAUGAGAUGAUCAGGACUCAACUCAUUGUCGCCGAGAAGUUGGUGGCUUUGCUGGAGAGUGGUACAGAAAAAUUGCUACUGAUUGACAGCCGCCCCUUUGUGGAAUACAAUACGUCCCACAUCUUGGAUGCCAUCAACAUCAACUGCUCCAAGCUUAUGAAGCGGAGGCUGCAGCAGGACAAAGUUUUGAUUACAGAGCUCAUUCAGCAUUCAGCAAAACACAAGAUUGAAAUUGAUUGCAAGCAGGAAGUGGUGGUGUAUGACCAAAGCUCUAAAGACGUGACCUCUCUCUCAUCUGACUGCUUUCUUACUGUGCUCCUGGGCAAACUGGAGAAGAAUUUCAGCUCUGUUUAUCUGCUUUCAGGUGGAUUUGCUGAAUUCUCCAGCUCUUUCCCUGGUCUCUGUGAAGGAAAAUCCACACUCGUCCCUACGUGCAUUUCUCAGCCCUGUCUACCUGUCUCCAAUGUUGGCCCAACCAGGAUUCUGCCUCAUCUCUAUCUCGGGUGCCAACGGGACGUCCUCAACAAGGAGCUGAUGCAGCAGAAUGAUAUUGGCUAUGUACUAAAUGCCAGUAAUACCUGUCCAAAGCCUGAUUUCAUUCCGGAAUCCCAUUUUCUGAGAGUGCCAGUGAAUGACAGCUUUUGUGAGAAGAUUUUGCCUUGGUUGGAUAAAUCAGUCGAUUUUAUAGAAAAAGCAAAAGCAUCAAAUGGUUGCGUGUUAGUCCACUGUUUAGCUGGAAUAUCUCGCUCUGCCACAAUCGCUAUUGCAUACAUCAUGAAGAGAAUGGAUAUGUCCUUAGAUGAAGCUUACAGAUUUGUGAAAGAAAAGAGGCCAACCAUUUCUCCCAACUUCAACUUCCUGGGCCAACUUUUGGACUUUGAGAAGAAGAUCAAGAACCAGAGUGGUCAGCCUGGACAUAUCAGUAAGCUGACACUUCUACACCUGGAGAAGAGCAGUGAGCAUGUACUGGUCCCAGAAGGAGGGCACAGCAACCUCUCCACUAAUCAGCUCUGCAUUACCGCUACCUCUGAGAUCGUGGAACAGAAGCCCAUGGACUCCGGGAGCAUGUCAUGCGCACACUUGCCCUCCCUGGAAGAUAGCCCGCUGGUACAGGGCAUAAACGGACUGCACGUCUCCCUAGAUAAGGUGGAAGACAGUAACCGGCUGAAGCGCUCCUUUUCUUUGGAUAUCAAAUCCGUAUCCUACUCAGCCAGCAGCAGCUGUGUGACUGCAUCCGUUCAGGGCUUUGCCUCUUCCGAAGACACCCUGGAAUACUACAAACACGCGACUGCUUUAGAGGGCAGCAGCAAGCUGUGUCAGUUCUCCCCGGUGCAGGAGGUCUCAGAGCAGACCCCCGAAGCCAGCCCUGAUAAAGAGGAAGCAGGCCCUCCCAAGAAACCCCAGAAUACCUGGCAGCUGGACAGCCAGAGCAAACGGCAGCACGUGGGGAGAGCCGGCAGCAGCGCCGCCACUCAGCGGUCGCUCCUGUACCCCCUCCACCGGAGCGGGAGCGUGGAAGACAACUACCGAACGAACUUCUUGUUUGGGCUCUCCACCAGCCAGCAGCAUUUGGCGAAGUCUGCUGCGGGGCUGGGCCUCAAAGGCUGGCACUCAGACAUCUUGGCUCCUCACACGUCAGCUCCAUCCCUCACCAACAGCUGGUAUUUUGCAGCUGAGUCCUCGCAUUUCUACUCUGCCUCUGCCAUCUAUGGGAACAGCGCUGCGUACUCUGCCUACAGCUGUAGUCAGCUGCCCACAGGCUGCGACCAAGCCUGUGCUGUGCGCAGGAGGCCAAAGCAGGGUGACCGAGGUGACUCCAGGCGCAGCUGGCAUGAGGAAAGCUCUUUCGAGAAGCAGUUUAAGCGCAGAAGCUGCCAGAUGGAGUUUGGGGAAAGCAUCAUGUCAGACAACAGAUCCAGAGAAGAACUGGGGAAAGUGGGCAGUCAGUCGAGCUUUUCAGGCAGCAUGGAAAUCAUUGAAGUGUCUUGAGGAGCAGCAGACUGGCGUGACUGUAUCGGAUUUGCUUCCCCCUCCAGGCUGCUCCCCCAGCAUUUAAGAGGUCCCUAUAAAUCUGAAAAGAACAAACAUCACGCAGAAGGUGGGGAGGGAGGAAAUGUGGGGCUUCACUGUGAACGCAGUGACUAGAUUAAUACAGCGAGGAAAUGACAAGUGAGCGUCUGCACGAGGAGACCAAGUGCACUGUUGGGUUUUUCUCCUCCCCUUUCCUGGAGAAGGGCAGAACAUUUCAAAGAGUUUUUUCCCUGACAGAGGAAGCAAUUUACAUGCAAUGGGUUGCACAUCCUUUCAGUGUUUUCAAAAAGGAAACUCUCGUGGUAUCGAACCAUAUCUCUGGUUCCACUGAAACAUGCUUCUACCCAUCAAAGCUAGUUUUAUUCUCCCUUCCUCAUGCCUCAAGUCUUCACCAGUGCACCUUAGCCCUGACACUGAGCCAACCUCUGGAGGGAGACGUUUUUCCUGUAAGAAAGGAGACUGGGAGUGAUUCCAAAGGAAGUAGGGACUGGUUACAGCAAGGCUGGUCUGAAAAUACAGUUCAGGCAAAUGUAAAUAGUGGUGUAACUAUUGUUCUAAUGGAUAGGCUUUAGGUGAUUUGCUAGAGAGCUGCUUCAGAGAAAAAAAAAACAGUACCUCAAAAAUAUAAAAAAUAAACUAGGGCUUUAUGGCUGCCAGAUGCAGGUAGUCAGUUCGUAAGCAAUGUGAACAAGCAAUGACAAGCCACAUUAGAUUUUUUUUUUUUUAAAGCUGUCUACGCACAAGUGUUUCAGUUGGCUUACUAGCAAUUCUUCAGAAAGACAAAUGAACCAUACUUAUGACCAUUACCCCCAGUCUUUUGAAAUAUAAAAUAAACAGUAUUUUUUUUCUGAUAUUUAGCUGGCUUCUGGGAGAGGGAUACUUUUGCUUCCAAGCUAUAAUGGAGUGGUUAAUCCUUAGCGCUAUGUGCAAGAGAAGCAGCUGGUACAAUACCACAAAUUCCUCCUCUUGCCAAUUGCCAAUUCAAUUGUUUGUUUUGUUUUGUUUUUUAAAGCAAAAAUUAGUUGUAAGCCUUGGUGGGAUGGGCUUUUGUUCAAAACUGAGCAGUACUGUUAAGGAACUACUCUUCAUAUGCAGCUCCAAUCGCUUGUGCGGUGGGGGCAAUUCAGGUUUGUUGUUUUUUUUUUUCCUACCCCCUCCACACCCCACACCCUCUCCAACAUCCUCACCCAAACUGUGAGGAUCGAGGUUUUAUGUUUGCUGACCUCAUCCAAGAAAGAGAGGUCUGUUCAGCUGUCCAGGGAAAACAGAAGGGAACUCCAGAGUCCCAUCUCAUGAUGCGGUGUGAAAGAAAGAGGGGUUGAGAAGAGACAGCUUUAAUGGAAAGCCUGCUCACCUUCUGCGCUUGCAGAUCCAAAAGAACUUUAAUUUUGGCUUUUGUCUUCCGUCCCAGUUUAGGGUCUCGGUUUCCCAGCGUGCUGAUGCAUGAUUUGGCUGCAGAUGCUCCUAGCUGUGCUGCAGCUGGCCAGUGCUCUGCUCUCUGAUCUACACCAGCCUAGAGGCUAUGCCAGCGUGAGGAGGUGCCCUCCCUGCUGCCAGCAGGGGUGUUCCAUGGGAGAUUAGGCACAGCCCUCCUUGUGUUGUUCUUGACAGUGAACCAGCUGCUUCCCCUCCAGCUUGUGAGUCUUGUGGUGCGUUGGCUGCUGCUUCGCAAACUGUUACGUGUGUGCACCUUGCCGUAAGAGGUUUACGGUAGGCAAGGAGUGGUCCAGAGGCACAACGCAGAGCUUCAGCCUUCCCUCUUGUACAUGGAUGGAAGCUGCACACGUUAUCUAGGUCUUCCCCAGGGCCCCUCAGCACAUGCAUAUGUUUGGGGGGGGGCGGGGAACUAUAUUGUUUUGUCCAGUGCAGGCAGCUGAAAAUUAUAAAUCAAAUGAAACAGAUACUUAUACCUGGCCAACAGCUUUUAAAAAAAAUUGUCAAGCCCUAAUUCAAGUCAGCAACUUGGGUUAUGUUUCGUUUGUUUGUUUGUUUUUGUUGUUUUGUUUUGUUUUUUACUUUAAGUGUAGCUAGUUUGUGACUCAAAUCUCAGGUUUUACUGUAUUGAAAAGUGGAGAAGAUUUUGUCAUUGUUUUGUUUUAUGGCUAGGAUGUGACUUAAUUUCCUACAGUGGACUGUUUAAAAUAGCACUACAGCAUUGAUUAACUUGAUCCUAAAAAGUGCAAACGACACACAGAGAGGCAGCAGCAGGAGUAACUGAACCCAGAGGCUGUGUUCGUGAUGUGUGUGUGAAAUGCCGGAAGAAAGGGUAGCCUGGGCAAGGGACAGGUUGACACCACACUGUAAAGCAUGUCAGGUCUUCGCUUUUCAUUAAAUGUACUGCCACUUGUCUGUGCUUACAUACCAAGUGAAAGUGAUUACAUUGCAACUAUGCGUGUGUAUACACACAUGGAAACCAUUUAGCAGUGCUCCUCUCAGCCAGACUUCAGUAAGGGCCUGUGUCUUAUUUGAUUUAAACCAGUUAACAGGGGUAAACACAAAUAAAUCCCCGCAGGCAGAAAGAUAGUUUUCCUGGGUCUUGUGCUCACUCACACGUGUGUUCUCCCCUGUCUCGUUAUACACACAAGUAGGUACGGUUGGGGUUUUGUUUGGUUAAUCUCCUUCUGAGGAACUGAAAUUUGGUCGUCUGGCUCCUCGUGAUUUCCAAUAAGCUAUAGUCACCAACUGAAUCAAAGCUGUAGGCUCAUGUUAGGGGACAGCUUCCUGUAGGAGGAAGCCUUAAAUUCAUAUCCUGUGCAGGGUGGUGCCCUGUCUCAUUUCUGAAAUGGUGUCCUAUACCUGAACAAUGCUGGAAAUGGUUUUGAGGUUUGGAGAGCAAAGUGGAGGAUGUGGGGGGGGGGAAACGUGUACAUGUUCAAUAUGAAUAUAAUGUUUUUUGGUGUAUGGAAGCUGUUUAAAUGGUUCAGAGAGAUGUGAGUUUCUCAUCUUGUUGUGUCAUGAGCAUUACCUGUAUGUUAUGAUGAAAUAAAAUCAGAAAUGGUACCUGUUUAUAU